Molecule: messenger RNA, 2518 nt
Organism: Acanthochromis polyacanthus (spiny chromis)
Lineage: Eukaryota; Metazoa; Chordata; Actinopteri; Pomacentridae
Product: lathosterol oxidase-like
Exons: 7
Coding region: 454-1296 (280 amino acids)
Molecular function (GO): oxidoreductase activity; iron ion binding
Source: RefSeq, a predicted model, not a curated record
UGAGCACGCUGGGAUCUUGUUCUAUCAGGCCAGACAUGUCUGGAUCCGCCAUAUGGGACUUAGUGCCUCAAGAAAACAGAGCAAAGUAGAGCUUCACUUUGAAUAGUCUGCUACUUUCAAGGGAAAAGGGUUAUUUUUUAUAUUUCUAAAAAAGUCACAGGCUGACAUUAACUUAUUUCAGCAGCGUGCAGUUCUGCUACUGAGUAGUUUGCUACCUUUGGCAGCAUGUUUUCAUGCUGUAGGACAGACUGUGCAUGGACAAAUGAGGACUCGUCCACUUUCUAGGAAGGUUCACACGAAUCUGACUUCCAUCUGCAGUCCUGAAGCAGCUUCCCUGUUUUUUCACGGAGUCGCACCAUGGCGACUCUACAACAGAGGUGUGAAGGGAUCACUGGUUGAAGAGUGUGAUUAGGACUGAGGCUGCUGGGAUUUGCAACUAAAAUCCAGACUGCCAUGGAUCAUGUGCUGAACAUAGCUGACUAUUACGUCCUCACUCCGUACGUUUACCCGACCUCGUGGCCCGAGGACUGGGCCGCGCGUCAGAUCAUCAGCCUCUGGGUGGUGACCAACCUGGGAGCACUGUUCAUUUACUUGGGCUUUGGUGGUCUCAGCUUCUACUACGUGUUUGACCAUAAGCUAAUGAAACAUCCACAGUUUGUUAAGAACCAAGUAAGAAAAGAGAUCCAGUUGGCAACUGUCUCCAUCUUCUGGAUGAGUUUCCCUACUGUGGCCCUUUUCUUCUGGGAGAUCAGAGGACACAGCAAACUUUAUGAGAGCAUCGAUGAAUCUACCUUGGGCUGGUCAGGGGUGUUCCUGAGCAUCGCUGGUUUCUUGUUCUUUACUGACAUGUGCAUCUACUGGAUACACCGCUGGAUGCACCAUAAGAGCAUUUACAAGCACUUGCAUAAGCAGCACCAUACAUUCAAGAUCCCUACACCGUUUGCCAGCCAUGCCUUCCACCCACUCGACGGCUUCCUGCAGAGCUUACCCUACCACGUAUACCCUUUCAUCUUCCCCCUCCACAAGGUGGUCUACCUCUCACUCUUUGUCUUUGUCAACAUCUGGACUAUUUCCAUACACGAUGGAGACUACCGCCUCCCGGGUCACCUGAUAUUUCUCAUCAACGGUGCCGCACACCAUGUGGACCAUCACCUGUACUUCAACUACAACUACGGACAAUACUUCACACUUUGGGAUCGCCUGGGGGGCUCCUACCGACACCCCUCAGUGCUGCUGGGAAAGGGGCCACACGACCACAUUCGCAAGCUCAUGGCAGAGGCUGCAAGGACACAGUGAUGAUGGAGCGACACUCAAGACUUCUGCUCUGGUUUAAAGCCAUCAUUGAAGAUCAAUAGUGCAAGGUGUCCACAAUUAGGAUGUGAUAAUGACUCCUUUUCUGUAUUCCCAAAAGAAACUGUGCUGGUGUGACAUGUUAACAUGCACUGCAAGAGAGGUUAAAAUGACCCCUGUGUAGACAAAGUAUAGGCUAGUUGCAGUUAUUCUACCUGUUGUGAAACAGUCUUAGUAACUGUGACAUGAAUUGCAUUUCUGUCUGCAUUUGUUUUUUGUUUUUUUUACAUAUAUUGUCAUUUUCAUGCUUUAUAUUGAUACAAUAAAAAUUUUGUCUUUGUGUCCUUACGAUGGACAUUUUCAGUAUAUUUCAUCCAUACAAUCAUCUGUGCAUUCAUUUUUUUCCAUUCAGUUUGGAAAAAAGAAAAAGAAAAAUACAGAAUGUGCCUUUUUUUUGUCUUUUCCAGGCUUUAAAGCUGCAGUCGGCAGUAAUUUCUUGAUCAAUAUCGGUGAAACAUACUCACUGACCAGAAGUUACAUCCAGUAAUUACUCUAUCCUGAGCUUAAUGUUUUUGUCCUGGACUGGUAGGUUGGUAACUUCACAAUUUUUGUCGUAUCCAAAUGUGUGGUAAUGGUUGGUUAGGUUGUGUAAGUAGAUUUACAGUGCAAGCUGAAGAAGAGGCAUCUGCUAAUCAAAGGCUGCCAGCUGUGGCUAAUUCACAUGUAAUUCUAGUCUACUUGUCAUGUUCAUGUUUACAACCAAUCCCGUGUUGAAGUAUGUGUGUGUAUCUGUGCUUAUCUGCUGGCUGUUUUUACAAAUUCUGGCUUUAUUUUUUUCAUUUUCUUAAUUUCUACCUACCCCAACCAUAAAAGGGAAAAGGGAAGUGAAUGUGCGUUUUCCUGCUUUCUUGCAAUGCUAAUUUUGUAAGCAAUCUUUUAAAAGUAGUAAAUUUGAAAUGAAGUACUGAGAAUCAGCGAUUAUAACCAUCAGCUUCGUCAGUCUGACAGGUGGACUGCAGCCUAGUAUGAAUGUUUUGUCCAAAUGCAACAAGUCUUGGUGUCUCAUCUAAUUACAGUAGAACUCUCAAAUUCAAGUGUCAGGGCUUUCUGAAUUAAUAUUGAUGUAUUUUAGGCCUGGAGGAGUUUAUAUAAUUAUACAGUGGUUCACUACAGUGCAGUAUAACUCAUUUAAAAGGGACAAAAUAAACUUAUCCCUGUUUCACUUUAA